Messenger RNA from Porites lobata, 504 nucleotides. The record is from the annotation of a GenBank genome assembly. Lineage: Eukaryota; Metazoa; Cnidaria; Anthozoa; Scleractinia; Poritidae.
AUGGUUUGUUCAUGUGGCAAGUGUGACAAGGGAGGGUUGGGUAGUGGGGUAUCAGGUAGUGCAGUAAGUGUAGGUAGUGGGGCAACAGUAAGUGCAGGAAGUGGUGCCGGUAGUGGGGUUACAAGAGGUGUAGGAAGUAUUAGGCAGGCUAGUUUAGAUGAGGCAGAUCAGGAUAGUGACAGUGAAGGUAGUGUAGACAGUGAAGAUAGUGAUGGCGAGUACAACACAAAUUUUUCUUGUUCUGGUAAGCAUUAUAAAGUAAAGAGGAAAGUACUAACAUGUGACCUUCACAGCCUUCUCUAUGAGAUUGAAUGCAAUCGCAUUACAGAGAAGGCAAACAAGGUCAUAGAUCCUGUUAUGGGUAAGAGGCACUCAGAUUUGCCUGAGAGUAAAUUCCAUGUUCUUUCUAAGUUCAGGCCCAAGGAUGUUAACUUACACCAACUUCAUUAUGAGUUUUCAACAAAUCUGGGUCUUUGUCAAAGUAACAUGACAUUUCUUGUCUAG